AUCUCCUUGUAUCUCAAUCUCACUAUCUCGUACCAUUCUCUCUCUCUCUCUCUCUCUCUCUCUCUCUCUCCGGCGAGAUUCGUGCUGUUUGAGAAUGGGUGCGGAGGCCAAUGGCUCACCGACGGCUAUCAAUUUCCUCAUCUAUGGACGGACAGGUUGGAUCGGUGGUCUGCUGGGCAAGCUCUGCGAAUCUCAGGGCAUUCCGUACACGUACGGCUCCGGUCGGCUCGAGGACCGUCGUUCGCUCCUCGCCGACAUUGAGGCCGUGAAGCCGAGCCACGUCUUCAACGCCGCCGGAGUCACCGGACGACCCAAUGUUGACUGGUGCGAGUCCCACAAGGUCGAGACCAUCCGUACGAAUGUUGUCGGAACCCUAACCAUCGCCGAUGUUUGUAAGGAGAAGGGUCUGAUCCUGAUCAAUUACGCCACUGGUUGUAUUUUCGAGUACGAUUCGGGUCAUCCUCUCGGGUCGGGUCUCGGGUUCAAGGAGGAGGACACUCCCAAUUUCACCGGAUCAUUCUACUCCAAAACCAAGGCCAUGGUCGAGGAACUGCUCAAGAACUAUGACAAUGUAUGCACACUCCGUGUCCGAAUGCCAAUCUCGUCGGAUCUCUCCAACCCGCGAAACUUCAUUACCAAAAUCUCUCGGUACAACAAAGUGGUCGACAUCCCCAACUCGAUGACCAUCCUCGACGAGCUCCUCCCAAUCUCCAUCGAGAUGGCAAAGCGAAACUUAACCGGGAUAUGGAACUUCACUAACCCGGGGGUCGUUAGCCACAACGAGAUCCUCGAGAUGUACAAGGAGUACAUCGACCCGAGCUUCACGUGGAAGAAUUUCACGGUGGAAGAACAGGCGAAAGUGAUCGUUGCCCCGAGGAGUAACAACGAGCUCGAUGCGACCAAGCUGAAAGCCGAGUUCCCCGAGAUGAUGUCGAUCAAGGAAUCGCUUGUCAAGUUCGUGUUCGAACCGAACAAGAAGACAGAGGUUAAAGCUUGAGAUCUGAAGGUGCGAUCCGAAAACUUGGACAGAGUUUUGGAUGAAGAAAGUAAGAGUUGUUUUUAGGGUUUUAUGUGUUGGAUCGAGAGCCGUGUUAUGAUUUUGUAUUUGCAUGAUGUUGUUGUAUUGUUAUAAACUUUGAUUAUUACAAAUAAAAUGUAUCAUGUCCCAUACAGCCAGAAUUUCUUUUC
Molecule: messenger RNA, 1188 nt
Organism: Tarenaya hassleriana
Lineage: Eukaryota; Viridiplantae; Streptophyta; Magnoliopsida; Brassicales; Cleomaceae
Product: bifunctional dTDP-4-dehydrorhamnose 3,5-epimerase/dTDP-4-dehydrorhamnose reductase
Exons: 3
Coding region: 95-997 (300 amino acids)
Biological process (GO): S-adenosylmethionine biosynthetic process
Cellular component (GO): methionine adenosyltransferase complex
Molecular function (GO): methionine adenosyltransferase regulator activity
Source: RefSeq, a predicted model, not a curated record